UUGAGUACAUGAUCCUGGCCACCAUCAUUGCCAACUGCAUCGUCUUGGCCCUGGAGCAGCAUCUUCCUGAGGAUGACAAGACCCCGAUGUCCCGCAGACUGGAGAAGACGGAACCCUAUUUCAUUGGGAUCUUUUGCUUUGAAGCUGGGAUCAAGAUCGUGGCCCUGGGGUUCAUCUUCCACAAGGGCUCAUACCUCCGCAACGGCUGGAACGUCAUGGACUUCAUCGUGGUUCUCAGCGGCAUCCUGGCCACUGCGGGGACCCACUUCAACACACAUGUGGACCUGAGGACCCUCCGGGCCGUGCGUGUCCUGAGGCCCCUGAAGCUUGUGUCAGGGAUACCCAGCCUGCAGAUCGUGUUGAAGUCCAUCAUGAAGGCCAUGGUGCCCCUUCUGCAGAUCGGCCUCCUGCUCUUCUUCGCCAUCCUGAUGUUCGCUAUCAUCGGCUUGGAGUUCUACAGCGGGAAGCUGCACCGCGCAUGCUUCAUGAACAAUUCAGGUAUUCUAGAAGGAUUUGACCCCCCUCACCCGUGUGGUGUGCAGGGCUGCCCAGCUGGUUAUGAAUGCAGGGACUGGAUCGGCCCCAACGACGGGAUCACCCAGUUUGAUAACAUCCUCUUUGCUGUGCUGACUGUCUUCCAGUGCAUCACCAUGGAAGGGUGGACCACCGUGCUGUACAAUGGGCAGGGCACGGAGCCAGGAGUCCACAGCAGAGGCGGUGGCCAUAGUGAGGUGGAUGACUACACCUCGAUUCAGGAGAAGUUGGAUGGGAAAGGCUCCCGUUUUUAG
Messenger RNA from Myotis myotis, 788 nucleotides. Its product is annotated as voltage-dependent R-type calcium channel subunit alpha-1E-like. Gene Ontology annotation, cellular component: neuronal cell body; membrane; voltage-gated calcium channel complex. The coding region runs from base 9 to 788 and encodes 259 amino acids. NCBI's taxonomy places the organism in Eukaryota, Metazoa, Chordata, Mammalia, Chiroptera, Vespertilionidae. The record is from RefSeq and is a predicted model, not a curated record. Gene Ontology annotation, biological process: calcium ion import across plasma membrane; chemical synaptic transmission. The transcript is spliced from 6 exons. Gene Ontology annotation, molecular function: high voltage-gated calcium channel activity.